This is a messenger RNA of Emericellopsis atlantica, 2358 nucleotides long. RefSeq lists its product as uncharacterized. Gene Ontology annotation, cellular component: site of double-strand break. The record is from RefSeq and is a predicted model, not a curated record. Lineage: Eukaryota; Fungi; Ascomycota; Sordariomycetes; Hypocreales; Bionectriaceae. The transcript is spliced from 3 exons. The coding region runs from base 357 to 2225 and encodes 622 amino acids.
GGCAGAGCGCUCAAAUGCAGUGAUGAUAUGGCAUUGUGGUAAUGUACCAUGCUAGCCGCUCUGCAUAAUCCGUCCUACCCAUCAAUUCCGGACCUGGAUUUCACCUUAUCAUCACCAUUUCCGUCAACACGUUCGCCAUAGGCAUUCUGCCCUUUACGACGCCAAUGACGUUCUCAGAGCCACAGCAGCCGUCUGUGAGCUUCCAUGAUAUCUCAAUAUUGCCAUAGCCCAGGUCAAUCUUCCCAAGCGCCAACGCGACUCUCAACGACGAGGGCCCACGCUGGGUCCCCGAACUCGAGUAUCUUAUCUUCCGGGUUCACAUCGCCAACUUUACCUUACGAUUUGAAUCUAUCAGCAUGGAUGCCGCGAUGGACGAGGGAAGCGCGAGUCCGUCACCCCUGACCAAACCGAAGACUCGUUCCCUAUCCGACAGCAACAGCACACCGAGCAAACUAUCCCCAUCGCCCUUUAUCAUCGAAGCAACCCAUCGCGCCUCGAGGGACGAUAGCAGCAUUCCCCCGGCCAGCAAUGCUCAGCCCGUGACGCCGCGCCGGCCUCAGGCGACUGCAAGUAGCGCCUUUGCCCUUCACAUGCCAUUGUCGCAUCACGCAACGCCUCCGGCGCCGCCUGCAUUCACCGGGCUGGGAUCAGCCAAACCUGUGCCCCUGUCGCCAAAGCUUGACCAGGGGCAUACGUUUGCUUCGCCGACAAAUAUUCUACCCAGAAGAUCCAGGGGCCUAGACUUCUCCCGCGCCGCGACAAGCUUACACCACUCCACAUUGGCGGAACAGUCAUCUCCGGAUUCUUCCCCUACGAUGGGGGGCAAGUCGAUGGCAAUCCCAGGCCGACGGGACAACUUCUCCAGAGGACCGGAACAGACGUCUACAUCCCUCUGGUCGAUGAUGGGGAACCAAGAAAAGACCAACCUCAGCCAUUCCCUGGGCAGCACACGGGCCAUGUGCUCAGAUCUGUCGAGCUCGUCCGACGACGACGAUAUCAUGGAUGAGGACACAGACGAGGCAUACGUGACAACGCCCCAGGUAUCCAGGACAGCGGAACCGACCGGCAAUUUUGGAUCGCCGGCGAUGGGGAGCCUGAUGAGCUUCCAGCAGCGGCAACGGGGCAGGAAACCAAUCAAGAAGAAGGGCAGAGGUACAGCAGGACUGGGGUUCAGCCAUCAGGGUGGGGGAUCUUCACCGCCUCACGCGUCCGCCGCCAGAAGGGAGAGCAUUAGCUGGCAGGCGAAACAGCUUCAUAUCUCGGGGAUGGACGCCGACGAGCACGGUAAACCUAUUGAUGCGGAUGGCUCGGGCGAUGGGCAAAGGAGUGUUGUACGCCGACCCGUCACCCGACGAGGCAACCUGCUGCCCAAGACGAAGACCUUUGCCCGCAUCAGAGCAGCCCUUUUCGAAGAGAAUGCGCCCGCGGAAACAGAGACACGGCGUGAAGCCGAGGUCGUCAAGCAAGUGCGCGAGAGCGAUGUGCCAGACCUCGAGCCUCGGCGACCCCCCAUACAACAGCAGCCACUGCCCGAAGUGCCGCCCCCAGGUGGCCAUGCCCCGGUAUCAGCUCUCUCGUCGCCCGCUCAAGAAACUCUGGAUGAUAUACCCGAGGGCGACCUGAUGGGCGAUCUCGCGGCGGGGCUGUCCAGCAGCUUCAAGCAGCAUGCCAUGCGCAACUCGAAAGGCAAACACUUCUGGGACACUUUUUCGGAGACAAGCAGCGUCGCGGGCCAAAAAACGCCGCCACCACCCAACAACGGCCUACCUCGCGGCUCAUCGUCCGGCAUCAGUGAGGAUGUGCCCAUGGACUCGCCUUCGGGCGGGGGCCCUCUACAUGCACAAACCCCAUAUCCGGGUCAGCCGCCUACUGCGACUGAGAUCACACGUCGCAUCAAUAGCAAGCGUCGCCGCGAUGACGACUUUGAUCCCGUGAGCCUCAAGCGCCGUGCUGUUAGCCCUGGCCUGAGCGUACAUAACUCACCGCUACCUCAGAGCCCGAUGCAACGCGAUGUUGCACCUUGGGGCUCACGGCCAGGCAGUAACGGCGGUGAAAAGGCAGGGAGUCAGAGCGCGCCCAGCGACUCGGGAAGCACACCCGGUGCUCAGCAGCAGAACACGACGGGAACCAAUAGUGCCGGGAGUCGUGUCAAUGGGAAGGGCAGGAUCGGGUUUCAGGGCAUGACGGAUACGCAUGAUGGUCUCAUGCGGAUGAGCAUAGAAUAGGCGUUUCUGGACUUUUGUUGCGAGCAUUGCAAGGGCGUUCUGCUGCGGACUUGGGACUGAUUUUUACUAUUGCUACGAGAUGGAUGAGCAAUGGACGGAGCAACACUAGCAUCAUGGACCCAAAUGAGCGAGG